AUGCGGCAGAUUAUCCGAAGACGCAGACAGGCCAACACUGCGAAACACGAUGAAGACGGUAGCCUCUACGCAUUGGCGGAAGCAUAUCUGGAUGCUGAACACGAGAUGCUCGCCGCGGCUCCAUCUCAAGAUGCCGUACUUAGGCAUAAAAUAUCGCAAGUUCUGCAGCAAAGGUUCAAUUAUAACCCAAUCCAACCAUUUACAAUGAACCAUGGCCCUGAUAGCAAUAUCGCAGUAGAACCUCAGGAAGGAAGUACAUCACCGAAAAGUCGCAAACUGCAUACAAAUAAAGUUACAGAUGAGGGAAAUGGCGACUGUUCCGAUUUGCCUGGAGACAACAACGAACAUAAUGCAACAACUUCAGGCAACGCAUCAGAAGACGGAACUGAACAUCGCGAUACGGAGAAAAUCACGCACCCUAAUGAUCCCAAACACACCAUAACCGACUUGAAAAACAUGGCUCUGCGCAACGGAACAAUACUAAAAAUAGACCUGUCUUCUGUUACAGCUGCAGAUGCGAACCAAGGUAUGGAGGAUGUCUUCGAUGCACUCGGCUCAUUGAGGCUGAAUCAAGAGAUGUUGCGCCUCUGGACGGAUCAAAAAGCGAUGGAUGUUGUGUACUUCAAUGAUUCUAUUUUACCGAUUCUGUCCACAAGCGCCGAAGAGGAAUACUUCCACAUCAGGAACAAGGCUGCACUGAUCAACAAAUCGUACGCCUUGCCAAUCAUGGUUACUGGAAAGGAUGCAUCCGACUUUAUGGAGCACUUCGCAACGUGCUCUUUGAGGAGUAUGAAAAGGGGAAUGGUGCAAUACACCGCUUUGGUCGACACAAAGGGGAGCGUGAUGGAUAUGGCGUACGUAGCGGCCUAUGAAAACUCCUAUCUCCUGGUAACAAACGGUCUACAGAAACGCAAUCUGUUUGAUUACAUGUCUGCGUAUCAGAUGUCUUGUAAGAGAUCUGGAAUGGACGUCGCCCUCAGACCGCUUCUCUCUUCCGUCCUCAUCAGCUUUCAGGGGCCUAGUUCAGUAGACAUUCUGCAGGCAAUUGCAAAGAACGAUAGUGAAAACGCAACACAACAAACGGACGAAGAUGUCUUUGAGCAGCAAGGGCAGUCCAACUACGCAGAAACACAGGAUGGCUGCACCAUUAAGGUGCCAUCAACAUUGCCGCCAUUCAUGCGCUGUUUCGAGUGCGAAUUAACGCUCCCGUGCACCGAUAAAGCUGCACCAAUGCCAAAUAAAACGUAUCCUAUACACUGUUUGAGGGUGAGCGAUGUAGGAGAAGAUGGUUUCGAGAUGCUCGUCAGCUCAGAUGUGGCGGUACCUCUGCUGAGUGCCGUCAUUCUUAAUAUCACGGGCAUUACUGACAGGCGCGUGGGACUCAUUGCGAACGAGCGAGUCGACACGAACUGCAACAUACUAAACGGGGACACAAGGAAGCCAAUCGGGUUUGUCACAUCAUGCUCGUGGAGCUACGGGCUUAAAAUGUACUUGGCUCAGGCGUAUGUGAACGCCGAGUACGCCAGGCACGAUAUGCCCGUGCUGCUCAGCUUACCGCUGAAGCCUGAAGCGCCGGUGACAAAACGGGAAUUCCGGAAGUACUAUCGCAACAAGACACGCAGGACCAUCAUCCGGGGAACAGUCGUGCGCCUCCCCUUUGUGCUGCACAACUACCCGAUCAGCGCAAGCGAGAAGCACUACGUUGGAGGCAGGCACGUGCCGCUGCAAACGCUUAAAAAGCAGCCGGCAUCAAAAGCGAACGGCGAAGCACGGCCAAUGCCUGGUCACACGUCGGACCGUUCGCCGCCUUCCUACGACACUGCAUUGGUAGCAGAGAACCGAGUUGGCACCACUGGAUCGUCUGACAGUCCAGCCGCGCUAACGGAAACAUCGCAACAACCUGCGCGGCUCAAGACACGCAAACAGCUCUGGAAGGAAGUGGUAAACAAGCAGCGCAGCAAAAACGCCAAAACGCUGGAGAUGGCGCUUACGCAGGUGGAGAAAGCGACGGUGGGCGCCUGCGUAGACCAGCCGCUGGAUGGAGAAACGUGCACAGAGCAGAUGCCGCUGCCAACCCAGCGCAUCAACAUAACGCCCCGUGCUGCCGUCCCGCUCGAAAAGACCGUCGAGUAUUACCGGGAGCUGCACAGCAAGCCAGUGCCUGCGCGACACCGCCGCUACCGUCCGCCAAUGGCGGCGGGAUGA
This is a messenger RNA of Babesia bigemina, 2205 nucleotides long. RefSeq names its product glycine cleavage T-protein (aminomethyl transferase) domain containing protein, putative. The transcript has 4 exons. Lineage: Eukaryota; Apicomplexa; Aconoidasida; Piroplasmida; Babesiidae. The record is from RefSeq and is a predicted model, not a curated record. Gene Ontology annotation, cellular component: mitochondrion. Gene Ontology annotation, molecular function: protein binding. The coding region runs from base 1 to 2205 and encodes 734 amino acids.